CCUUACAAUUGCUUGAGUGUAAAGCUUUCUUCCUGCAAUUUGGCAGUCCAUUUCACCAUUAAUCAAUCCAAAAUCCAAUACCCAUAAUUCAACUUUCUUCUCUUUUCGUUUUCUAUAUUUGUCCCAUUUCAUUUCGCUUUUGUUUCUCCUUCUCUCUCUUCUCCACCAGUUUCCUCUUCGUCUUCUUCGUCUUUCCCUGUUAUUCCCUUCUUUCACUUAGCUGUUUUCACUGUUCAUGUACGAGUAAUGGGUCCAUAUCCAUUUCCUCCUUUUGCUUCUUGUUGAUUCAAGCAGACCCAGGGUCAUCAACAAGACUAGUAUCAUGGGGAAAAGAACCGAUUGGCAUGAAUCCGAGGAAGCUGUUCUUGGACCACAUGUCCUUGAAUUAUUUUCAUCUGGGCAAUAGAUUAUGAAACAACCGCAGUUGGUCAUACAAACGAGGGGUUUUUAUAAAACAACACAUAAAUAAGACUUCUGCAAUGGGAACAAAGCAUAUGCAGUCUAAUUCUACCAUGGUUGGAAGAGUCUCAAAAAGCCAAAAAAUGCUGUGCAAAGCUGUUGGUAGACCGAGCAAAGAACUUCAACAGCCAUCUCCUAAAAGUUUGGUGACUGCAUCAUCAAAGAAGCUAGAUUCAACAGCAUCAACAAGAGUAGCUUGCUGCAGAAGUCGAAGAUUUUGUACUUGUAAAAGUUGUAUGGAAUAUGGCCGACAUAAUGAGAUUAGCCUAAAAUUGGUUCAGAAGAAUGAAGCGGCUGAGCCAUUUUCAAGUAAAAAGUUUGUUGGUGUGGCAGAUAAACAGUGUAAACAAUUAUUAGAUGCAUUGGGAAUUUUCAAUUCAAAUAAGGAAUUGUUUGUAAAUUUACUACAAGACCCAAAUUCUCUGUUAAUUAAACGUAUUGAAGACUCUACUGAUUCAAGGAACAGAAAACAACAGAUGAUGACUUUCUUUGGUAGCAGGUUGUCUGAAAAUAAGAUAAGAGAAGUGGGGGAAUAUGAGGAGCCUGACUGCAGUCAAAACUUGAACCCCUGUGAUAGAUUACCCGCUGAUGAUAGUGAUGAUUCUCUAUCUUUGGAAAGAAUAGUAGUAUUAAAGCCAAAUCCAACUAGCUCACUACAGGCGGCUGUGGGAACCAAUUAUUGCACCUCUCUGAAAUCUCAUUCUAGUUUCAUAAAGAAUGGGCAGAGUGACAAGGGAACUCUUUUUUCUUUUAGACAAAUAAAGGAGAAGAUGAAGCAAGCAAUGGGGGUACGGAAAAAAGAAAGUGAAUGCCUAUCAACUAAUGGUGUGCCCAAGAAAACUUCACCAGUUUGUAGGGCCCCAAAAGAUAAUGGUAAACAGAUGGUUAUGGGGGCAACUGGAAGAAGUUCCUAUAGUAAUAUUCAGACAGAUGAUAAAAGAAUUUCUAGUUCAUUUCAAGAUUCCCUAGAAAGGGAUCAACUAGAUAAGGCAUUUUACUCUAGAAAUGGGGACAAGACGGCUUCAACCAGUGAAAUUACUGACAAAAAGGUAGGCCAGUCGGCUGUGACAAGUAAUCUCAAACGGCAGAAGUCUAAGAAGCAUGAAGGGGACAGAGAGGUUUCAAGAAAAAUGAAAGCAAAACCUUGGGGGUGGGUGAUGUGCUUUUCUGAUGAUGACAUAUUGCCAUCAAAUAAACCUGGAUGCCAUACUGCAAGCCGUAUGAGAUAUUCCUACCUUAGCAAUAAGAAGUUUAUUCACGAGAAGAAGUCAAAACCUCAGAAUGACGAGGAGCAAAGUUGCAAUACUUUACAAAUGGUUAAAAAAGGAGCUUCGCUUGCAGGGGCAAGGAGAGAUGAUAACCAAGUGCAUGCCUCAACUACAGAGUUGAAUGUGUCACCCGUCAUUUUUUCUGAUGUCAAAGUAGAUCAAGAUCCAAUUAUUGAAGGGUCUGUGAAGAUCAUAAAAGACACUGCCACUAUAGACCAGGAAAGAAAUAAUUUCUGUGAAGAGUCAUCUAGAUUUGAUAACAAUUGCAACGCUAGUUAUUGUCAGAGAACCAACAAGAUCAAGGGCUUAGGAGAGAAAGGAAAUCCGGAGCUCUCUAAACUGAAUUUUCCUUUGGAGGUUCAACCAUUAGCUUUUUCAGUAAAUACAUUUCCAUCCAGCUCAUUACAAUUUCAGACAGUGGAAGAUCCUGAUGGUUUGUGUGAUAGAAAAGUGCAGCCUCUACCAGAAACUAUUCAUGGCCAACUUUUGGUAGAUGCUACCUCUAGUAAUCUUGCCUUCACUACAGGGACAGCUGAGCCAUCUAGUGAAGCACUCCCCAUUAAUUUUGAAGAGGACCAGUGCACUGGUUUGGCAAGGUUGCAAGAGGUUCUCAAUCCUGCCCUCGCUUCCUUUAAUUGUUGUAGCUCCAUCUCUCAGUUUGUACUUGAACUGCUGCAAGUCUCAAAACAGAAUUGGAAUGAAUUGUCUUUGGAUUGUCAUUCUUCAACUUGGCUGCAGAUAUCAUUUGUUGACAAAGUGAAGAUGUUUAGUAGCCAGUUAUGUGGUGAUUGUGUGAUUCUUUUUGACUAUUUUAAUGAGGUCCUUGAGGAUGUUUUCCACUGUUAUAUUAGAUGCUCCCCAUGGUUAUCAUCUUAUAAGGCACACAUUCAAGCACCUGAUAAAGAGAGUACUUUCUAUCAUGAGGUUAUGCAACAUGUGGAUUGGUCACUUCUGCAGCAGCAGCCACCACAAACACUGGACCAACUUUGUUUAAGAGACUUGAGAUCUAGAACAUGGAUCAAUUAUCCAACUGAAACUGAAGAGAUUGUUACCAUUAUAGUGGAAUCGGUUUUAAGAGAAUUGAUCGUUGAAAGUGUUGUUUACCUCGGUUUGUGAAGCUUCCCUUUACCAUUGCACAUCGUUCUGUGCAAAUUCUGGGUAAACUUGUAAUAUCCAACAUCAGGACCAGAAUUCUAAUGUAAAGUUCUGUUGUCCAUUUGAAUAGAAUGUUAAAGCAGGCUUUUCACUUGCUUUUAGGGCAGGAAAUUGUGUAAUGUUUUGGCCUGAUUCUAUCAUGCAUUUUAUUUGUAUAGUUGAGUUUCAAUUA
Messenger RNA from Benincasa hispida (wax gourd), 3054 nucleotides. RefSeq lists its product as uncharacterized. Lineage: Eukaryota; Viridiplantae; Streptophyta; Magnoliopsida; Cucurbitales; Cucurbitaceae. The record is from RefSeq and is a predicted model, not a curated record.